Myotis brandtii (Brandt's bat) is the source of this 693-nucleotide messenger RNA. Its product is annotated as protein shisa-9. The transcript is spliced from 4 exons. Gene Ontology annotation, cellular component: postsynaptic density; dendritic spine membrane; postsynaptic membrane. Lineage: Eukaryota; Metazoa; Chordata; Mammalia; Chiroptera; Vespertilionidae. Gene Ontology annotation, biological process: regulation of short-term neuronal synaptic plasticity; regulation of AMPA receptor activity. The coding region runs from base 1 to 693 and encodes 230 amino acids. The record is from RefSeq and is a predicted model, not a curated record.
AUGAGCCAGACCCCUCAGUCUGUCCCUCUCCCCUCCGAGGCACCCUUUCCCCGUUGGGCAGAUUCGAGCCGCAGCUCCAGCGCCCGCAUCCCAGAAAAAAGCCAGGGGCGGAGCCGCCUCUGCACCGGGAACAGGUCUGAGCCGCGCCUCCAGCCCGGAGAGGGCGCGGGNGUCUCGGACGCGCCCCCGACCCGGGCGCCCACGCCGGACUUCUGCCGGGGUUACUUCGAUGUCAUGGGCCAGUGGGACCCGCCGUUCAACUGCAGCUCGGGCGACUUCAUCUUCUGCUGCGGGACUUGUGGCUUCCGGUUCUGCUGCACGUUUAAGAAGCGGCGCCUGAACCAGAGCACCUGCACCAACUACGACACUCCGCUCUGGCUCAACACCGGCAAGCCCCCGGCGCGCAAGGACGACCCCCUGCACGACCCCACCAAGGACAAGACCAACCUGAUCGUUUACAUCAUCUGCGGGGUGGUGGCCGUCAUGGUGCUCGUAGGCAUCUUCACCAAGCUAGGACUGGAGAAAGCGCACCGACCCCAGAGGGAGCACAUGUCCAGGGCCCUUGCAGAUGUCAUGAGGCCGCAGGGCCACUGCAACACCGACCACAUGGAGAGAGACCUCAACAUCGUGGUCCACGUGCAGCAUUAUGAGAACAUGGAUACUAGAACCCCCAUAAAUAAUCUUCGUAAGUAG